GCGGACAGACCGACCGACGGACAGACCGACCGUGUGAGAGGAUGUGAAGAUGGCGGAGCUACAGAUGCUGCUGGAGGAGGAGAUCCCGGGGGGGCGCCGGGCCCUGUUCGACAGCUACACGAACCUGGAGCGGGUGGCCGAGUACUGCGAGACCAACUACAUCCAGUCAGCAGAUAAGCAGCGAGCCCUGGAAGAAACCAAAGCCUACACAACCCAGUCAUUAGCAAGCGUAGCCUAUCUGAUCAACACUUUGGCCAACAAUGUUCUCCAAAUGCUGGAUAUCCAGGCAUCCCAACUUCGACGCAUGGAAUCUUCAAUCAACCAUAUUUCACAAACGGUGGACAUUCACAAAGAGAAAGUUGCUAGAAGAGAAAUUGGUAUCUUGACUACAAACAAAAACACCUCAAGAACUCACAAAAUCAUUGCACCAGCUAACUUGGAGCGACCAGUUCGCUACAUCAGGAAACCUAUUGAUUAUACAAUUCUAGAUGAUAUUGGACAUGGAGUGAAGUGGUUGCUUAGAUUUAAGGUCAGCACACAGAACAUGAAGAUGGGUGGGCUUCCUCGUACAACACCACCCACCCAGAAGCCACCAAGUCCACCGAUGUCAGGAAAAGGAACUAUUGGGCGUCACUCCCCGUACCGCACGCUGGAGCCGGUGCGGCCCCCGGUGGUGCCCAACGACUACGUGCCGAGCCCCACGCGCAACAUGGCACCCUCCCAGCAGAGCCCCGUCAGAACCGCCUCCGUCAACCAGAGGAACCGCACCUACAGCAGCAGUGGGAGUAGUGGAGGAAGCCACCCAAGUAGUCGGAGCAGCAGUCGAGAGAACAGUGGAAGUGGAAGUGUAGGUGUUCCCAUUGCUGUUCCAACACCAUCUCCUCCUAGUGUCUAUCCAGCCCCUGCUGGCUCAGCUGGCACUUCUCCCCUUCCUGCUACCUCUGCUCCUGCCCCCACUCCUCCUGCUCCUGCCCCUCCCUCCGCUGCCCCAGAUGCUGCUGCUGCUGCAGGAGCUCAGCCCCUUGCUGAUGGCUUCACCUCUCCAACUCCCCCCGCUGUUUCUUCCACACCCUCUACAGGUCACCCAGUUCAGUUCUACAGCAUGAACAGGCCUGCAUCUCGACACACCCCCCCGACAAUAGGGGGCUCUUUGCCAUAUCGGCGUCCUCCUUCCAUCACAUCCCAGACAAGCCUUCAGAACCAGAUGAAUGGAGGACCUUUUUAUAACCAGAACCCAGCAUCCCUUGCUCCUCCUCCCCCCUCCAUCCUACAGGUAACUCCACAGUUACCACUAAUGGGAUUUGUGGCCAGAGUUCAAGAAAACAUUUCAGAUACUCCUCCCCCGCCACCGCCUGUGGAUGAGGCAGUGUUUGAUGAGUCUCCACCUCCACCCCCACCUCCAGAAGAUUAUGAGGAGGAGGAAGCAGCUGUGGUGGAGUACAGUGAUCCGUAUGCAGAGGAGGAUCCUCCUUGGGCACCAAGGACAUACUUAGAAAAGGUGGUGGCGAUCUAUGACUACACCAAGGACAAAGAAGAUGAGCUCUCAUUUCAGGAAGGUGCCAUCAUUUACGUCAUCAAGAAAAAUGAUGAUGGCUGGUAUGAGGGGGUCAUGAAUGGAGUCACGGGGCUCUUCCCAGGGAACUAUGUGGAGUCGAUCAUGCAUUACUCAGAGUGAAGACUAGAGGACAGAACACUGCAUCUCCUGCUGCAGGAGCUGUCAGGGCUUCCCAGAUCUCCACCAGCCUCUGGGGCCCAAUCCAGUAUAACUGAAUGAAGGAUAAAUGUAACAACCACUCUUUUGGGUUUGGUUUGGUUUUUUUUUUUUUUUCCCCUUCAUUAUAAAACAAUAGUGAUUUGAGUUGUUUGAACAAAUGGCUCUUCCAGCGGCCAGCAGAGGCUAUCCUGAGCCAUCUGACUUUGACCCAUUCAGAUGUAACAAACUUGUCGAGUAGCCGAUACUUCACUCGAAUUCUGACUUCUUCUGACAGGCCUUGGGAUCUGUCUCAGGAAUCCUGUGUGCCCCCGUGGUACUACCAUUGGCAGCAAUGCCUGGCACCGGGGAUGUCCUGGAUGCUUGUGGUGAAGGUUACUGGCCAGUGGACAUCCCUCCUGUUUCUACACUACACUCCUGUGCAGCUGGAAGAACAGCCGUGUGCUGGCAAACACUGGGAUUUCUGCACAGAGACGUUUCUGUGACUGCCUUCCAGAUAGCUGGAUCAAUCUUUAGCGUAAACACUUCUGCAGCUGCUCUGCACACGUAGGCUGACGCAGGGGCACACAGAGCUGGCUUUCAUUCACUCACCUUUCAGUUCAGACAAUUAAGAUGGCUGCAGCCCAGAGGACCCCCACCCCCAUUUCCUUAUCUUUUGAAUGCCACAUAUUUGUUUUGUGUUCUGCACUGAUGUAAAUGUGCUCCUCUCCACAGCGAGCUCCUUGCCAUGGUUGCUGCCAGUUCAAACAGAACUCACAGGUGCCGUUGAGGGUGAAGGCGAAACAAAGUUUACAGGUCCUCCUGGGGUCUGAGGAUAAACUCUAGGGGGUGUGGUCCAAGGUUCAAAUCUACUCAUGCCUGCUUGCACUAGAGAAACUUGCCCCCAACUUUAGUCUUAUGCACAAUAUAAUGUUAAAAAUCCAAUCAGGUAUUGUAAGUUGGCUAUUUUGUACUUGAUGACUAGAUUUGCAUAUGUACUGUGAGAGCCCUGUGCGGAGGCAGGACAAACGGCGAUUGUCGUCUUCAUGUCUGUUGCCAAAAUCUCUGCAGUGGAAGUAAAAAGGGCUGUUGUGUGUACUGGUUUCCCAUGGAAAUCCAAGCAGUAACUAGUAGUAGUUCUAGCUCUUCCCCUAGCCCUCCCCAUUGUUUAUUAUAAUAGAUAUUUUGAGAUGUACUGGUGGCUUGGGGUGGAGUAAUACCAAUUGAAGGCUCUGUAGCCCCUUGUGAUAAUACUUGGCUUUUUAAUCUAGUCUCAGUUAAAAAUUCUGCUCUGUGAUUGUACACAGCAGAUCACUGUAAGUGAUGGCUGUACUAUCUGCCUAAGGGAAGGUCUAAGUGUUACCUUUGAGUAAAUAUCAUGCAUAACUGAUUAAAUUUCCUGUUCAGUCUUGUUAGCCUGCAAAUUGAGCUGAUUGUGUAUCAUGAGAGCCUCCUGGGCCAGGGCAUUGUCCUGGGUGACUUUUGACUGUCACCUGGCCGAGUUCCAGCUGGUACCAACAGUAGCUUCUCCAAGGUGAGACAAUGCUGCACUUGUCUUGGAGAGGCCUGUGUGUAAAGCAGAGCAGUGCACAAGAGAGCACCACCAGGGCUGGGUUUGCGAUGGUAUUGGCAACAGACAGGUAAUGCCAAUCCCCUGGUAAUUGGUGCAAUACCGGGAUGGAGGCGCAGGUUUGGUGCAAAGCUGGGCAGGGAGGUGCCGUAGCUGCUUAAGGGGGAAGAAUGAGAAAACGGAUGGGUGAGGUGUGUUUGCAGGACCCGAGGAACAUGAUCACCUGCUGUGAGCUUGUGCAAGGUGACACACACAAGAAACUAGUUUGGUUGAAGUCUACAGGAGGGACAACUUUGAAGAAAAUGGUGUGCAGAUAGAGGUUACUUUCUCCCCUGCUCAAUCCACAUGUAGCCUAAGCACUGUUGUCUUCUCUCUGGAAGCUAACAGCAUUAUUGUUUGGGUGUGUUUGCCAGAACAGAUACCUGUAUGCCUUUUUCUUUGUGAAAAGUUGUCUUGCAGCAAGACUAGGAGAAGCAGCCAUGUUCAGUUCCCUCAGUCCCUCAUUUCUCUGGGAGCAAGCCCAGAACCACUGGUUGUGUAGUCACUGGAAUGACUGUUUCUAGUGUCUACACUUUUGGUACAGGGAGGUGGUGCUUGCAGCCAGGGGCAAUUGAACAGCAGCAUUAACAAGCCUUUGGUGCUUACAGAGUGGCUGCGUUUUCCAGGACUGUCAGAGCUUUUCUGGCUUCUCUUGCCUUAGAUGUGUUUAUGGCAAGGACUGAGCCCACAGUGCUCAAAUGCAUUGUUAGGGCAGCUCAGUGAUUUACUAAGUGAGAGCUGAACCCCUGUGCCUGUGCACCCACACUCCAGCUGGCAGGUCAUGCAUUAGUGAAAUGUGUCUUUAACCCAGUCUGUGUAAGAGAGUGCUUGAACUCUUCUGACAGGUGGGUGGGGAUAGUGUGUGAUACACGCCCACAUCCUUAAUCUUCAUUCAGCUGUUUUUUCAUCUUGAAAGUUUUCUGUGUUGUGAGAGCAGAGCAGUGUGAGCUGAGCACUUGCCAGAGCCCAGCACAGAAGACGAGGCUGCAGAACCAUGAAAGUGGAAUGUGUGACAUUCCUUGAAGAACUGGUUUUGGUCCGAGGGGCCAGGGGUUAGUUUGGUCCCUGCUGAUAGCAUGUGGAAUUGUUUAUCCUGCAAGAACUGCUGUGGAUGGAAUUUCUGGGUCACCACCUGCUGGUUUUAUGCUUUAUUAUGCAGUACUAAUGUAAAGAAAUUUGUUGAGUUUUAUGCAUAUUUUUAUUUUGUACAGAUUUUAAUUCUGUGGCUUCCUCGGGGAUGAUGAGAUAUAAUGGUCAUAGCCCAGGCCAAGGUAAACAGGCUUUGUAUAUUAAUGUUACAUAGAUUGCAUGCUAGUAAAGUCAGUGAGGGUUGUGUUUCCAGUUUUGUCCCCUGUACUUCUCCUUGUCCAAAACCCUCUCUCCCCCACCCCUUUUUAAUUUACAGGUUUAACUUAAAAGGGGCUGGCAAUUGGGAUUAGGGUGGGGGAGAAACACCUCAGUAUUUUAAGUAGGUGCACGGCAUCUCUGCACUGCUGCGUUCUGCUGCCACACCUGAAGGUGUUCAGCAUCACAGGCUGUUGAAGCAGGAUUGUGUAGGCAUGAGAGGUGGGGGAAGGAGAUGCUCCAGCAUAGCCCAAAGAGUGCUCUAUGGCCAAAAUGAGUAUGUUUCUCCCUUUGUGAGAACUGCCUUAGCCCAGCCAGCUGUUUUCAUUGUGCACAGAAAUCGUUCAGCAUUCUCUAGCGGUGUAUUUUGCCUUGGUUUGCUGUAUUAGAGGUUUCUUCCUCUUGGCCCCAGGGACAAAGCUGUUAAUUACAGCUGCCUCUCCAUCAUGUGCCUGCAUGAGGGGAAGUCUGACAGAGCCUGUCCACAUCUAGUGCCGAAGCAGGUUAAUUCUGGUGCCUUCUUUCCAGCCUAAGAGAGAUGGCUGAGAUUGCAUGUGUCUCACCCAUUUUUUUUCCCCCUCACCUUUUUUUUUUUUCUCUCUCACUGGUUAGAGCAGAGGGCUGAGAGGGGCAGGAGAGGCAAGCAGCAAAUUUUAUGCUUGAGCAUCCAGAGUGUGUGUCCAUGCACACUGGCUGGAAUAGGCACCAGAGAGCUGAAGCAAUGCCUGAACUCUUGCUGGUCUCACUGGUGAGACACAGGCAGAUACUGCUGCACUGAAGAGCCUUUGCUCUCACUAGAGGAUAAGAGGUGUGGCGUGGCCCCAAGGUAGAUGAGAAUCUGGUGUGUGUUACCAGGAGGCUGAUAAUGUUCCUGGAAUUCAGUUUGUCCUUGCAGUUAGUUCAGGUGGUUGUUCCUGAAAGCGGCUGGAGAUUGCUGCUGGUGUGAGCUACAGGUCCUGUGGUCUGUGGCUGGGUGGCUUUACCAGUGGGUGCCAGAAAGACUUCGACCCAGCUAGUUCUUGCUAGAGCAAUUUGUUCUCCUUUCACAGCUGCUGGGCAUUUUCUUUCUUUGCUGCUGAAGGUUUUUGGUGACAGCCAAAGUUGACAUUGGCAGUGAUUCAGCUUCUGCCAAGUGCCACUUUUAUCCAGGGCGUUUCUGUUGAUCAUGAGAAGGAAGCCAGGCAGGAGCAGGACUGAUGAGCCCUUUCUGGCAGAGGGUGGGUGGGCUGCCUGCCUGCUCUGUGUGUGGUGUUGACUAGAGGUGGACAAAGGUUGUGCACCGACACUGUUGUGCUUCUGUGGUGUCUCCCACUUGUGCUUGAUGGUGACUUAGUGCUGAGCUCUUCCUAGCAACUUCUACCAUUUCUUAGCAAAUGCUGCUGGAAAUGAGCUUGCUUUUUUAUUAGUUAUGUCUGUGGGCUCCAGGCAUAAAGCAAAACUCAUGUUUUCCUUUCUGGUAAGGAUGGAACUUUAUGUGGGUUAGUGAACUGGGAGCAUUUACAGGGCUUCUCCUCCUUGGGACAGGACAUUUUGUAAAACAGGUGGAGUCUGUAUUCUCUGCAGGCCAACUUUUUGGAAGCUGCUAGAGGAUGCUGUUGAAGAGACCAUGGUGCUGUGGUUUUACUAGAAAAGCAGUACUUGUAUUCAGGGUAUAGACAGUCACUGAAUAAGCACUGCAGCAUUUUAAGCAGCAUUACCAGCACCAUGUAGAGACUUCAGUUCCCAUCUUGGCAACUGUGGCAGUGGAAACCAUACAGCGCUGUUGCAUUCACUAAGGCAAGUAUUUACAACACUAAUCUCAAGAGAAGAUGGUGGUGGAAACUGAGCAGUAGCAGGUAGAUGAUGGGCUACACCUUCUAGGUGCCACUUAGAAGAAUCUACUGUGCUUGCAGGUCUGUUCACCUUCCCCAUCUUUUGACAUCUCCCAGUAUUUGGCACUGCCUCAUUAUUAUACAGAGGUCAGAACAGUACAAGAGGGAACAAUGUCUGGUUUGGGUUCCCCCCACCCACUAGCUGAAGUCCAUGUGUAGUAACAGUCCCAUUGAUCUAUUUCUGAUUUUAAAACUUCAAGAAUAGUGGGACCCCCUACCUCAUGUCCUUGGGGAGACUACUGAAAGCUUGGUGCAACGAAGGCUUGACAACUGCUGUUAGAAAGAGUAAUUCGCAGACCAUGGUGUUCUGCUGCUUUCAUUCAAAAAAAUCCCACCCAUGUGUUUUGUUCAAUCUCCUGCCCAUGCAGGAAGAGUUUGUUUCUUUGGUACUCUAAAUAUACUAAUUUUAUUAGCACGUGUGCUUAUAAGCAAGAUCUGUUACAAAACAGUGAAGGCAGCAGCAGCCUGACGUCCAGAGGUCAGCCUACAGCCAGCAGCCUGCUGAACACUGACAUGGAGACCCUGCUGAAAUGUGUGCAGAACAUUUGUUCCAGUUUCUCUUAACACUUCAGAAGAAUCCUACCACUGCUGACUAACAGGAAGAGCUGUGUACAAAUUCAUUUCCAUUACAGCGCCUUGGUAAAGUGCUGACAGGUCUGAGAGUUUUUUGUAAAGAACAAGUGCUUCUUUUCACAUUUGAAAAAAUGUCUUUUGCAACUUGCAUGGACAAAUAGUUUCUAUGAAUUCUCUGGAGAUGUCAGUGUCUAAACAUGGAUUUUGUCCAUGCACUUUUUUGUGAAAGCAGAUACCCCCUUUGGUUUGCAGUCAGAGGAGUAUCAUGCUGUGCUUUUGCUUUUGGUACUGCUGAUGCAGUGGAUGAGUGCAGAGCCCACUGUAAAUGACCAAGCCCACAGGACUCUGGGGAGCUGUAUGCCGCCAGUAACAUUUUAUUGUGUGUGCCAUUUGAACCACCUUCCAGUGAGUGCAAAACCCAAUUUUUAAAUUUUUUUAAUUGUACUUGGAAUUAACUGUUGCUGUGUACUAAACCCUCUUGUUACGAGCCCUAAAUAAAAGGAACAAAGCACA
Myiozetetes cayanensis is the source of this 7600-nucleotide messenger RNA. It is a transcript of the gene ABI2, whose product is annotated as abl interactor 2. Gene Ontology annotation, cellular component: lamellipodium. Gene Ontology annotation, molecular function: SH3 domain binding. The coding region runs from base 50 to 1675 and encodes 541 amino acids. The record is from RefSeq and is a predicted model, not a curated record. The transcript is spliced from 12 exons. NCBI's taxonomy places the organism in Eukaryota, Metazoa, Chordata, Aves, Passeriformes, Tyrannidae.